Molecule: messenger RNA, 576 nt
Organism: Anthostomella pinea
Lineage: Eukaryota; Fungi; Ascomycota; Sordariomycetes; Xylariales; Xylariaceae
Source: the annotation of a GenBank genome assembly
AUGCUCGGUCGAGGAUUGAUGCCAUUUUCCAUUGGCAACGACAUUUGUCAAAUCUCGAGGAUCCACAAAAUUAUCGCAUCCAAGGCACGACACAGAUUCGUCCAUCGCAUUCUCACCCCCGAGGAGCGCCAGCAACCCAGGGCUGUGAGGAUACUGGAGUGCAUACUCGACCAAGAACCCGAGGCUUCCACGGCUGUCGCGUCCAAAACUCCGUCUUGUGACAAUGCCCAACACCAUGCACAGCAACAGACGCAGGGCAGUCCCGCCUUGCGCAAAGCCGCGCAAUACAUGGCUGGCAGGUUCGCCGCGAAAGAGGCAGUGAUGAAGGCGCAUCCCCGUUCGCCGCGACUUACGUGGGACCAGAUCGUUAUCAGCACCGCUCCAGCAGACCCAAUUGCAGAACAUGAGCUAUUGCAGCAAGGUGGAAACCCGUCAAUCUCGACUGGACCACCGCAGGCACUGAUCAGAGGCAACGAUGUCUACGAUGACAUGAUUGCGCCUAUUAGCAUCAGUCACGAUGGCGACUAUGCUACUGCCGUCUGUCUGGGAUACCGCCAGGUUCCAAAAGCGCAAUAG